UUUGAAUCUCAGUCCUCAACCGAAGAAAACAUUGAACACUUGAACAUCAUCCCUAAUUCUUCACAUAUAUUUCUAACAGAGAAUCUUAACCCAUCAUGGCUUUCCCUCAAUUUACGUCCUUCCCUCCUGAGAUCCUGUCAUUGAUCCUUGGGUCGUGUCCGCCGAAUGAUCUCACUUGUCUUCGUCUCGCAUGCAAGGCUAUGUAUAACCUCUCACCAUCAAAAGAAGUUGUCUUCCUCGAAAAUACCGACAUUCGACCACUUUGUGGCAAGGACAACUCUGUUCCACGAUAUCCUCACAGAUAUGAGUGCCACAAAGCCUCCUAUGAAGCAGUCUGCAAACGCAAUGCAGAACUCGGGCGUUCAACUCCAGAGAUGAAGAGGAAAUGUAGGACGAGAUGGUCAUCAAAUCACUGCGAAUGCUACACCAGACAUAUGAGGCUGCAUCGGAGAAUCAAAUCCUGGAUGCCAAGCAGUCUUCAUUAUUGUGGCGAGUGUGAGAUGUUUACCAAGAGGAAGAAGCAACAUAAUGGACGCUGCUACCAUGGCCGCCCAAAACAACGCAGAUAUGAAGGUCACUAUUGGACACACACUUCAAGAGGUGGAGCAUUUGGACGUAAAAUCUGGAAAAAGUGGUUCAAUAAUCGUGCGAUGAAUCGUCUUGAGGCAAGGUUAAGACAAGACCGCGAGAAUCAGAGGAAAGGAAGUAACAGAUACUCGCUGAGGAAGUUGGAACCGAAGGCUGUGAAUUCUAGAGUGGUGAGAGGCCAGCCAUCAUAUUUUUAGGAUUCUCGAUGUGUAUGAGAGUGGACAGUUCCACUUGGGUUGGAACGAUGAGAGAACGAGUCAUGAACGUUACGAUAUGUACAAAAUUGUAUUUACUGCUAGUCUCGAUGUUCGGCUUUAUGUUUUGCAUGGACAGUGCUUGCUGUUUUGAAGCUCGUUCGUUCUAGAAACGCACCUUACAUAUCUGUAAUGACAAAGUAUAUGCCUG
Molecule: messenger RNA, 993 nt
Organism: Hyaloscypha bicolor E
Lineage: Eukaryota; Fungi; Ascomycota; Leotiomycetes; Helotiales; Hyaloscyphaceae
Exons: 3
Coding region: 96-785 (229 amino acids)
Molecular function (GO): protein binding
Source: RefSeq, a predicted model, not a curated record